Molecule: messenger RNA, 2067 nt
Organism: Pollicipes pollicipes
Lineage: Eukaryota; Metazoa; Arthropoda; Thecostraca; Pollicipedomorpha; Pollicipedidae
Product: putative L-aspartate dehydrogenase
Exons: 5
Coding region: 66-893 (275 amino acids)
Biological process (GO): NAD+ biosynthetic process
Molecular function (GO): L-aspartate dehydrogenase [NAD(P)+] activity; NADP binding
Source: RefSeq, a predicted model, not a curated record
ACACACAUUGAGGCGAAGAAGUUCAAACGAGCCGCAAGUAAGCCCUCCAUUCAUCUACUGCAAGGAUGAUGUCUCGAAGGCGUGUUGGAAUUGUGGGCUUUGGAAGCCUGGGCCAAAGCAUUUACAAUGCAAUUCAACAUGAGCCAUCUCUGGAGAUCGUUUUUGUGUGGAAUAGGACUAAGGAAGUUCUUGCACCACUGGGUUCCUUAGCCCUUGAUGACCUGAAGGAUGUCAAGGAAAGGUCACCAGAUCUAAUUGUUGAGGUGGCUCAUCCCUCAAUCACUGUUCAAUAUGGGACGUUGUUCCUGUCCACGUGCGACUACAUGAUCGGCUCUCCCACCGCGUUGGCUGACUACCACCUGGAGAGCUGCCUGCUGGAUGUGGCGCUGACCUCCAACCACACCAUCUACAUCCCCUCUGGUGCCUUCUGGGGCGGCGAGGAUAUCAAGAAGAUGGCUGACCUCGGGAUUCUGCAGGGUCUGCGCGUGACCAUGCGGAAGCAUCCGGCCGCCUUCCGACUGUCUGGCCGGCUGGCCGAGCUGGCGGCCACGGCCACCGAGUCGGCUGUCACCCUGUACGAGGGCCCCGUGCGCGAGCUGUGCCCGCAGGCGCCGCACAACGUCAACACCAUGGCGGCGGCGGCGCUGGCGGCGCACAACCUCGGCUUCGACGGCGUCAUCGGCCGGCUGAUCGCCGACCCCAGCCUGCCAGACCGACACCUGGUGGAGACGGAGGUGACCGGUCCAGGCGAGCCCGGCGCGCAGUUCACGGUCCACACGGUGCGCACCAACCCGGCCCAGGUGGGCGCAGUCACCGGCAGCGCCACGUUCGCCGCCUUCCACGCCAGCGUGCGCCGCGCGCACGACCGCGGCCCUGGCCUGCACCUCUGCUGAGCGCACGACGGACGGCGAGACGACGCAGCGCCCACCGAGGCCCGGCCGCCAGCCGCUGGCGGCGCCGCGGAGGCGUGUACUGAGUGGUGCCUAUUAACCUCUGAGACAUGGGUGCUUAUUAACCCACAGCGCUCAGCCAGACAGUCGGUGGGCGAUGGUGAUUUUUUAGCGGGUUUUCUUUUGCGAGCUGUGACCCCCUCUCACGGUUUUUGGCGUCCAACACAUGUGAAUACUCAUAGUACAUUGAAGUACAAUUGGCGCAGUGGUCAAGUUACAACAGAAACUGCGACGAGGAACGUUUCGUACAAGGUUUUGGCAAUAAAGUAAUCGUCCGUCCCUAGAGCAGAGACACAAGCACUGGUCAAGAGACAAUCUGACCAGUUUGCAUGUUUGAUGUGGCCGUCUGCAAGGUCGCUGUACAGUCGCCGAUCCUUUAACAACAAUUUCCGCAUAUAUUUUAUCAAUCGCCCACCGUGAUGAGGAAUGUUCGAUGUGUGGAGUUUUGCACCGGGCCGAUACAUGCUACCCUAGGCGCGCUACUAACUCCGAGGGGUGGGCCCAGCCUCGAUGCUUUAGUGGCAAAGCGUAGAAGCAUGAACACAAAUGGUGACUAAAGGGCAGGUCAUGGAAGCAAGACGUUGGUUCAUAUAUUUCAUGCAACUCCCAUGCGUCCAUGUAGGGUGUCUUAGGUCUUCCUCGGCAAGCAGUGUACGCAUAUAGUGCUGCAGCAUGGCUGUAAAACGAAAGCUUCCAUUCCAGUCGUUGGUGAAAUAUGUGGCGCUGUGGAUGACCGUGUUAGUGGCGUUCGCGGCAGAGUUCGCCUGCUUUGGCUGUCCGCGAGAUUAGAGAUUAUACAAACAAUACUCAAGGAAGGGAUUUUUUAGAUGUUUUUUCGACAGACCCUUUUCAAGGUGAUAAGUAUCAUGUUAUAAUGUCGAUCAAAGUACCAUUUUCAUCGUGCGAACGUGAUGUUGGUGAUCCUGAAAGGCUCUCAUGAGGACGUGUCACAUGGACAUUCCUGAAAACUGUCAUGUGAUCGGAAUGGAAGCCGUCUGUUUUAUCUUCAGAUCAGAGUCUCACUUUUCCACUCAGUGAGGCUUACGCUGGCUUGGUUCCCCGUGUGUCCUGGGAUGUGCAGUGUGCGUGAUUUGUACCCAUAAACAUAUAACAACUA